Molecule: messenger RNA, 2080 nt
Organism: Ceratotherium simum simum (southern white rhinoceros)
Lineage: Eukaryota; Metazoa; Chordata; Mammalia; Perissodactyla; Rhinocerotidae
Source: RefSeq, a predicted model, not a curated record
GACCUGCCCCCUGCUGGGUGGGGAUGGGGUGGGCGAAGCCAGAUGGCCGUCACUCUGCACAAGCCACCAGAGCUGCCUUCUCAUCCUUCCAGCCUUAGACCCGGGGACCUGCAAGCCCUGCAUCCAGUUACUAGUCAUGGAGAGGGUCGGCUCAGGCCACCAGCCCCUUAGGUGAGGACUCUGCCUGGGGCUCUGUUGACGAUUCCGAAUCAUGGAGACGAAGAGAACUCCUCUGGCCAGGAGCCAUUCUUGUUGAAAGUCGUGAGCCAGCUCGACUGGCUCUUCCUGCGGGCUAUCUUCAGGAGAGGUGCCAGCCCCCACUGACCCAGAGCUAGGGAGUUGCAGCCUCCACGGAUGGGGAGGUGGGCCCUGGAAGUGGCCUUUGUGUGGAAGGCGGUGUUGACUCUGGGGCUGGUCCUUCUCUACUACUGCUUCUCCAUCGGCAUCACCUUCUACAACAAAUGGCUGACGAAGAGCUUCCACUUCCCCCUGUUCAUGACGAUGCUGCACCUGGCCGUGAUCUUCCUGUUCUCUGCCCUGUCCAGGGCCCUGGUUCAGUGCUCCAGCCACAGGGCCCGCGUGGUGCUGAGCUGGACCGACUACCUCAGAAGAGUGGCUCCGACAGCACUGGCAACGGCGCUUGACGUGGGCUUGUCCAACUGGAGCUUCCUCUACAUCACCGUCUCACUGUGAGUACCCGCCCCACCCCGCCGCCCCCCUGCAGGCUCAAGCUGUCUGUCCAGCCGGCUGUCUGUGCACCCGGCCGAUGGGCCAGCUGCUACACCACUCUCUGGGACCAGCCCUUGCUCUCUCAGCUCCUGCCUGGCACCCGGCAGCUCCCCAGGAAGUCGCCAGCCUCUUGCGUACACAAUGACCAAAUCCUCAGCUGUCCUCUUCAUCUUGAUCUUCUCUCUGAUCUUCAAGCUGGAGAAACUGCGUGCAGCACUGGUCCUGGUGGUCCUCCUCAUCGCCGGCGGCCUCUUCAUGUUCACCUACAAGUCCACGCAGUUCAAUGUGGAGGGCUUUGCCUUGGUGCUGGGGGCCUCGUUCAUCGGUGGCAUUCGCUGGACCCUCACCCAGAUUCUCCUGCAGAAGGCGGAACUAGGGCUUCAGAACCCCAUUGACACCAUGUUCCACCUGCAGCCACUCAUGUUUCUGGGGCUCUUCCCUCUCUUUGCCAUAUUUGAAGGUCUCCAUUUGUCCACAUCUGAGAAAAUCUUCCGUUUCCAGGACACAGGGCUGCUCCUGCGGGUACUUGGGAGCCUCUUCCUUGGCGGGAUUCUCGCCUUUGGUUUGGGCUUCUCUGAGUUCCUCCUGGUCUCCAGAACUUCCAGCCUCACUCUCUCCAUUGCUGGCAUUUUUAAGGAAGUCUGCACUUUGCUGUUGGCGGCUCAUCUGCUGGGUGAUCAGAUCAGCCUCCUGAACUGGCUGGGCUUCGCCCUCUGCGUCUCGGGAAUCUCCCUGCACGUGGCCCUCAAAGCCCUGCACUCCAAAGGUGAUGGCAGCCCUAAACCCUUGAAGGGGCAGGGCUCCAACCCUGACCGGGAGCUGCUGCUCUGGAGCAGCCAGCAGGGGGAAGAUGACUAUGAGGAGGAGGAGGACUGCUUAGUGGCCCAGGGGCAGCAGUGACCAGCCAGGGGACCCGCUUGGAAGCAGGCCGCUCCACGGCCCUCACACUUGACGGUGGUUUGGGGACCCGUGUGGCUCCUCACAGCAGCCGGGGAAGCGGUGACUGGAACCUCGCAGGCUGGGCCUUGGAUCGCACACGACCACGUGGUGGGGCUAGGUCAGGGAGCUGGUCAGACAGCAUGCUGGGCACCAGCCACCCUGGGGCCUGGCCGGACUGGGUCCAAGCCGUGCUGCAGUCACAGCAGAAGGGAGGGGCUGUUCUCAGCUGCCCGCCAGGCUCUGAUAGCCGAGAGUAUGAUUUCAGAGGCAUAACAGGUUUCUGAGGGGCCUGGGUUUGGUCUGUGGAGCGGUUGGAAAGGGGAUGGAGAGGCCGGGGCCUCAUCACCUGGAGAGCAGCUUUUCUCAGCAGAUCUAUUUAUAGUUUGGAAAUAAAAGGGUUUAUGGUCCACUG